CGCGGGAGCGGCGCAGCGACGACGACGGCGGCGGCGGCGGCGGCGGUGGCGGUUGCAGCUCGGAGCCGUUGAGACGCCUCUGCGGCAGCUGGUGGCGCAGGUGGCCGGCGUGGACGUGGGCACAGGCGGCCAGCGCGCCCCGCAGCCCCAGCGUCGCUGCCCGGCAGGCUCGUCGGGACACCCCGAGGCAUCCUCCCCCGCCCGCGGGCCCGCCAGUCCCAGCUCGUGUCCGCGCUCGCAUCUCCCGAUAGCGGCUGCGCUGCUCCCCCUUCUGGUCUUGGGACUCCCGGCGUCGCCCCUCCAACAUGACUCGCGAUUUCAAACCUGGAGACCUCAUCUUCGCCAAGAUGAAAGGUUAUCCUCAUUGGCCAGCUCGAGUAGAUGAAGUUCCUGAUGGAGCUGUGAAACCACCCACAAACAAACUACCAAUUUUCUUUUUUGGAACCCAUGAGACUGCUUUUUUAGGACCAAAGGACAUAUUUCCUUACUCCGAAAAUAAGGAAAAGUAUGGCAAACCAAAUAAACGAAAAGGUUUUAAUGAAGGAUUAUGGGAGAUAGAUAACAAUCCAAAAGUGAAAUUUUCAAGUCAACAGGCACCAACUAAACAAUCAAAUGCAUCAUCUGAUGUUGAAGUCGAGGAGAAAGAAACUAGUGUUUCAAAGGAAGAUACUGAUCAUGAAGAAAAAGCCAGCAAUGAAGAUGUGUCUAAAGCAGUUGACAUAACCACUCCAAAAGCUGCCAGGCGAGGAAGAAAGAGAAAGGCCGAAAAACCAGUGGAAACUGAAGAAGCAGGAAUGGUGGCUGCAGCAACAGCUUCUGCUAACUUGAAAGCAAGUCCUAAGAGAGGACGGCCUGCAGCUACUGAAGUCAAGAUUCCAAAACCAAGAGGCAGACCUAAAGUGGUAAAACAGCCCUGUCCUUCGGAGAGUGACAUGGUUAUUGAUGAAGACAAAAGUAAAAAAAAGGGACCAGAGGAAAAACAACCUAAAAAGCAGCUUAAAAAGGAAGAAGAAGGUCAAAAGGAAGAGGAUAAGCCAAGAAAAGAACCAGAUAAGAAAGAGGGCAAGAAAGAAGUUGAAUCUAAACGGAAAAAUGUAGCAAAACCAGGGGUUACAUCAACCUCUGAUUCAGAAGACGAAGAUGAUCAAGAAGGUGAAAAGAAGAGAAAGGGUGGAAGAAACUUCCAGACCGCUCACAGGAGGAAUAUGCUGAAAGGCCAACAUGAGAAGGAAGCCACAGAGCGGAAGCGCAAGCAGGAGGAACAAAUGGAAACUGAGCAGCAGAAUAAAGAUGAAGGAAAGAAGCCAGAAGUUAAGAAAGUGGAGAAGAAGCGAGAAACAUCAAUGGAUUCUCGACUUCAAAGGAUACAUGCUGAAAUUAAAAAUUCACUCAAAAUUGAUAAUCUAGAUGUGAACAGAUGCAUUGAGGCACUGGAUGAACUUGCUUCACUUCAGGUAACAAUGCAACAAGCUCAGAAACACACAGAGAUGAUCACAACAUUGAAAAAAAUACGGCGGUUCAAAGUUAGUCAAGUUAUCAUGGAAAAGUCUACAAUGUUGUAUAACAAGUUUAAGAAUAUGUUUUUGGUUGGUGAAGGAGAUUCAGUCAUCACCCAAGUGCUGAACAAAUCUCUUGCUGAACAAAGACAGCAUGAGGAAGCAAAUAAAACCAAAGAUCAAGGGAAGAAAGGGCCAAACAAAAAGCUAGAAAAGGAACAAACAGGUUCAAAGACCCUAAAUGGAGGAUCUGACGCUCAAGACAGUAGUCACCCACAACAUAAUGGUGACAGUAACGAAGAAAGCAAAGACAGCCAUGAGGCUGGCAGUAAGAAAAAAACACCCGGAGAAGAGAGAGAGGCUGAACUAUCUCUGAAGGAGUCACCACUAGAUAACUAGAUUGGCAGACGUGGGGUGUAAUGAGUAUGUGAAGUCUGUUGUGAGUGGCUUCAUCUGAAAUACUUAGGCUGCUGACUGAAAGGAUUAAAUUUUUUAUAAGUAUAGGUUUUGAUGUUUAAGUAGUUUGGGGAAAGAAAUAUCCCUUUAUGUUUGUGUAAAAGUAAAACUUAUUGCUAAUUUUCCGUGUGCAGUAUUAACAGCUCCAUCAUCCAGUUCAAGUGUGAGGGAAACCUACUUAGAAAGGUUGACCUGCUUUAUAGACAUGACUAGUGUAUUUUGGUUAGUGUGUGUGUGUGCACAUGUAAUUGGUAGUAGACCAGUUACAUUUUAAAACUGCUACUUGUAUAAAUCGUUCUUCUCCCAAAUAACGUGGGUUUUGUGCAUAGUUUUUACAAAUCUUGGAUUUACCAGACUGUCUUUUCACUGUUUGUGGGUUUUUUAGAAGUUGAGCAUUUUUAUGGUUGAUAAAAUGAAUGUUACUUCUAAGUACUCACUCCUUUUUUAUCAGAAGUUAAUAUAACCUCAGUCUAUUGUGCUUCAUUAGCUUGUCUCUUCCUAAUAAUGUGUAGUCUGUGUGACACACACAUGUCCAACUAGAAGGUACAAAUUUGAUGACUUUUGAAAGUAAUUUAGUUUCAGGGCUGCGAAUUCAGUGGAGUCAGAAUUAAAGAGAACUGAUUGGGUAUAUAGAGGAACUUCAUAUACAAUCCUUUAUAGUUACUAAUCACAAAAACCUAAAACUAGUUUGUUUUUAAUCUCACACAUUAAGAAGGUCAUGCUCAUUGAGGUAUGUGUGUGUUUUUAAAUUGUAAUCAGUCCAUGAUGCUUAUUAAGUGGUAAAUAAAUAAGAAAACUAAUGGGGUUUGUAUUUAGUUUCUGUAUCAUCAAACAUCACAAGAUUACAAAAAUAAAAGGUAGAAACAUCAGUUGCUCCAAGACAGUAAGUAGAUAAUCCAUACACACAAAGAGACCAUCAGAGUCUGUUAAGGAAUAACAUUUCAAAGGUCUUCUGAGUAGUCAUGUCAUCAUUGGUUUCCAGUAGGAAGAAAGGUUCAUCACUAUGCUUUGAAAUUUUAAUGGGAAAGUGACUUAAUAGCAGUGUUUUGUGUGUUAUGUUUAUAUAUGACCUUGAUGUCUCAUAAUUAUUUUCACUUAUGUAAAGGACUUUGAAUUAUUCAGUAAUUGAACUUUUGCUCUCAUUGAACUACUGUUUGGGGCAAAUGCUGUACGUUAUCUACACCGCUCUUCUGUUUUGUCCUUAGUACAUUUUUAGCUUGAAUGAAAAUUAUUCUAGUUAAGCCAUAAGUGUCAAAUGUGUAAACUUGUUUUAAUUAAAAUUUUUUUCUACCAAACUCUAUUAGUAAAUUAUUAUUACUGCUAAUUGAGAAGAACUACUGAAAGAAUUCUAGAUCACCUAAGGAAGUAGUGUCGUCCUUAGCCCCACUGAGGUCCUGUUAGGGGAUAGAGGGAGGUAUGCAGUAGUAAGCUCAGGAAAGCACUGUCACUUGCCUCUGUGGACUUCCUGUUCUUCACUAACCACAGGUGUCAGCUACAGUGUCCCACUCAGAGUGCUAGCAGCGUUCUUCUAGUCAUGUACCUUCUUAGGUAGGUGUCUGCUUGACACCAUGUGUGCUUUGGAACAGGCAAGCUAUCACUCUCAAAACUCUGAACAAAAUUGCAUUAAACCUACCACCUCUCCCAUUGUGCAUAGUAUGCAUGUGUAAUAUGCAUGUAUGGAUACCUAUUUUGAUGUUGUUUUUCCCAGUUGUUUGGAUCAAUUUUACAUAUUCCACCUUAAUGAAAGAUUCUGAUUGCAAGUCCGUAUGUACAAACAAUUCACCAGAGCUCAUUAGACCAUAUUUGCUAUUCUAGCUAGGAAUUCUAUAGCAUGAUGGAUUUUUACCCAGACAGUGAUGUGGCACACUAAAAAUGUUCCUGUUUAUAUCCACUGACCUGAUUAAAAAGUGCCAGACAGGGAUGCAGUCUGCCAUUUACUCCUGUAUGCAGAGCAAAGGCUUCAGCUAACAAACUUUAUUCCAUUGGUCAGAGAAUAGACUACUAUCUACUGCAAAUAGCAAAAUGUGCUUAAAUUUGUGUUGUGUGAUUCACCAACAGAUAUUAGUGAUGAGUGCCCUGCUAUAAAAUUACAAGGUGUAAUUAUCCUUAAAAGAAUUGUGAAGUAUAAGCAAGAUGC
Messenger RNA from Chionomys nivalis (European snow vole), 4089 nucleotides. It is a transcript of the gene Psip1, whose product is annotated as PC4 and SRSF1 interacting protein 1. NCBI's taxonomy places the organism in Eukaryota, Metazoa, Chordata, Mammalia, Rodentia, Cricetidae. The transcript has 16 exons. The coding region runs from base 306 to 1895 and encodes 529 amino acids. Gene Ontology annotation, molecular function: transcription coregulator activity; double-stranded DNA binding. Gene Ontology annotation, cellular component: nucleus. The record is from RefSeq and is a predicted model, not a curated record. Gene Ontology annotation, biological process: regulation of transcription by RNA polymerase II.